Durusdinium trenchii is the source of this 615-nucleotide messenger RNA. Lineage: Eukaryota; Dinophyceae; Suessiales; Symbiodiniaceae. The record is from the annotation of a GenBank genome assembly.
GCCGAGCGACCUGCUCCAACCUGAGGGCUGCGAACGGGAGGCUGAGCAGGUGAAGGCCUUUUGUGCGAUGCAGAAGCUGAACGCCGUGGUGGCCAGUCGACAAAUCCCAGCCACCGGCUUUGCCUUCGACUUUGGGAAUCGUCUCAUUAGGGUGUGCUCCUGCGUGAAUUACUGCGACCUUCGAAGGGGAAACCUGGCGGCCAUCUUGUACGUUGUCCAGCAAGACGAAAGUAGCGCUGUGACUAUACGGCCCAAAGUUUUGGCAGCCUAUCCAGAUCGGAAGGACUUCUUGAGUGGUCGCCCGCUCCUGCCGACGCCCAGCCGGGCACCGGUGAACCUCCGGUGGCCCCGGCAGUCACGCGCGCCCACGCCGGGGCGUUUGCGAGACCCGCAGGCAGAUGAAACCGGGCACCCCGUCACCUCCAUCCGCCUGCUGGAAGAUCAAGCCACCGCAGCAGUCGAGGACGAGACCGUACACUUUCCGGUCUUGUCUUUCGCCAAAGCUUCCCCGCAAGGUUGAGCGUUGGAAGCGUUCGGCGCCUUGAUCAGCCAAAGGGUGCUGACAUCCAAUUCAAUUGCGAGAUGAAUUGAGCAAUUGAUUGUUGCAAGGACCAA